This is a messenger RNA of Argentina anserina (silverweed cinquefoil), 2506 nucleotides long. Its product is annotated as putative clathrin assembly protein At5g35200. The record is from RefSeq and is a predicted model, not a curated record. The coding region runs from base 451 to 2373 and encodes 640 amino acids. Lineage: Eukaryota; Viridiplantae; Streptophyta; Magnoliopsida; Rosales; Rosaceae. Gene Ontology annotation, molecular function: SNARE binding; 1-phosphatidylinositol binding; phosphatidylinositol-4,5-bisphosphate binding. Gene Ontology annotation, cellular component: clathrin-coated vesicle; clathrin-coated pit. The transcript has 15 exons. Gene Ontology annotation, biological process: vesicle budding from membrane; clathrin-dependent endocytosis; clathrin coat assembly.
GGGUGGAAGGUAACGCGUCCCCUCGUUCAGUUCUCCUGCGCUCUCCAUCAUCAUUGCCUGUCUCCAACAGGCGAUCAAGCCCUCUGGUAUAUUUUCUCAUCACAUUACCCAAAUUGUUUAGGGUUCCAUAUGCGUAGUGUUCCAGAAUGAUCAUUGCUAUUGUAUUUUAGAUGAAGAUUGGUUUAGAAAUUAUUACAUGCAUGCUCUGGUAUUGCCACCCAAAAAACUUGACCUGUAAUUGUUUAUGUGCUGGUCUAUAUAUGUAUAUAUACAGCCGUUGUAUGCAAUGAUUUUUCCCAAUAACAUUGUUUACCAUCUUUUAGCUUGAUAUUGUUCUAUAGAAUUGCUUAAUAUACGGUCAAUUAUGCAAUUGAUUGAAUUGAUGUUGAAUUGUCAUUUAGGGUGUGCUUUUCGUCGGUUGUCUCGGUAUAGUUUCUUUGUGAUUAUAGAAUGGCAGCAGGUGCAGGCAGUCAGCAAAGCUUGAGAAAAGCGUUGAAAACAGUUGGACUGGCAAAAGCCAAUGGUGAUUUUAAGGUAUUAGAUAUUGCCAUUGCCAAGGCCACAAAGCAUGGUGAUGGUUUACCAAAAGAGAAACAUGUUAUUACUAUACUACAUGCAAUUCCAGCCUCAAGACCUCGUGCUGAAGUUGCUUAUUGCAUACAUGCUCUUGCCAAGCGCCUUUCUAAGGCUCAUAGUUGGAAGGUAGCACUGAAAACUGUAAUUGUCAUACACCGUGCUCUGAGGGAAGUUGAUGAUACAUUCUGUGACGCGCUAAUUAAGUAUAGCUGGAGCAAAGGUCAUAUUCUGAACAUAUCUCAUUCGUGGGAUGAAACAAGUCCAAGUGCAUGGGGUUAUUCUACCUGGGUUCGUUUAUAUGCAUCAUAUCUCGAAGAACGCCUGGAGUGUUUUCGUGUCCUGAAGUAUGAUGUUCAAAAAGAUCACUCGAGAACAAAGGGACUUGAAACCCCAGACUUACUAAGGCAAUUACCUGCCUUGCAACAACUUCUUUCUCGCCUUCUUGAUUGCCAGCCAGAUGUGGGGACUAUAUGUAAUGGCCUGAUUCAGUAUGCUAUUUCUAUGGUUGCAGGUGAAAGUGCUAAGUUGUAUGCGGCAAUUACUGACGGUAUUGUCAAUUUAGUUGACAAGUUCUUUGAGAUGCAACGCGAUGAUGCAGUUAGAGCACUUGAAUUAUAUAAGAAGUCAGGAAAUCAGGCAGAGAGGUUAUCUGAGUUCUUUGAGACCUGCAGGAGCCUUAAUUUUGGACGGGGAAUGAAAAUAUUUAAAAUUCAACAGCCCCCUCAAUCUUUCUUGACCACUAUGGAAGAUUAUGUGAAGGAGACUUCCGGUAUCGUAAUGCUUCAACUUCCUCUACCUGAGGAUCAAACUGAUGCUCCUAAGGAGACUGUUGUGAUAGAAGGUGACUUGUUAGUUGACCCUGAUGAUAAUGUAGAAGACAAAUCAGCAUCUGAACAUCCAAGGGAUGACCAGAGUGAGGCUGCUGCAGCAAGACAAAUCGUUGACCUGCUGAGCUUUGAUGAAGUUAUUCCAGUAAUAUCAGAAUCUGAUGAAAACAAUUCCAUGGCAUUAGCGAUCGUUCCGUCAGAAAAUCCACCAGAUCCGAGAACAGAUGGUCUUGAUUCAACAACCUCAAACUCUAGUUGGGAGAUUGAACUUUUCAACCCACCAACUUCUAAUGGAGCAUCAGCUCAACAAACACCUUCAACUUCUACUACACAAACUAAGUUGAUACAAGCUGGUAAGCUUGAUAGAUCGACACUGGAUAGUCUGUAUGAUAUGGCAAGUACACCAAAUCAGAACAAUAUGUUUUGCUCCCCAGCCGCAAUGGCACCCUCUAAUCCUUUUGAGGAUGUUGCUUCUUCUUCAUACCAAUUCCAAGACUCUUAUCAUGCUUCCAGCAACGCAACAACUCCAACAAACUUACAAAUGGGACUUAUGGCGCAACAGCAACAAUAUUUUAUGCUGAUACAACAACAAAAAAUGCAACAACUACAUUUAUCCAGCACUGUCCCAAAUAUACCAAGUCAUGGCCAGAAUAAACUAACCUUGUACCAGAAUCUGCCAAGUCCUUCCCAUAAUCCACCUAGUCCAUUCCAUAAUUUACCAAAUCCUUUCCAAAGUCCACCAAGUCCUGGCCAAAAUCCACCAAGUUUGCACCAAAAUCUUCCAAGUCCUGGAUACAAUCCAUCAAGUCUUUUCCAAAAUUUACCGAGUCCUCUCCAAAAUCCACCAAGUCCUCUUCAAAAUCCACCUAGUCCUUUGGAAAAUCAGCCAAACUCAUUAACCUCUUCUGGGAAUCCUUUUUCUGACCAGAUCAGUACUCCACCUCAAAAUUCAGACAAUGGCCUCAUUUAGAAGAUCGUGACAGGAAUGGUGUUCACUUCUAGACAUUGCAGUGGAACCACCCACUACUUUUCGAGCCAUGCACUAAAGAAUUAAAUGUAAAGUUGCAUGCAAUUUUUCUAUUUUGCUGGUGCUGCUAGUUAAU